This is a messenger RNA of Myripristis murdjan (pinecone soldierfish), 3891 nucleotides long. RefSeq names its product cullin-associated and neddylation-dissociated 2 (putative) (gene cand2). The coding region runs from base 10 to 3741 and encodes 1243 amino acids. NCBI's taxonomy places the organism in Eukaryota, Metazoa, Chordata, Actinopteri, Holocentriformes, Holocentridae. The record is from RefSeq and is a predicted model, not a curated record. Gene Ontology annotation, biological process: SCF complex assembly. The transcript has 24 exons.
ACCACCAACAUGUCGAAUGUAUCUUACCACAUCUCCAACCUGUUGGAGAAAAUGACGUCCACUGACAAAGACUUUAGGUUCAUGGCCACUAAUGACCUGAUGCUGGAGCUGCAGAAGGACAGUAUUAAACUGGACGAGGAUAGUGAAAGGAAGGUGGUGACCAUGCUGCUCAAACUGUUGGAGGACAAGAAUGGAGAGGUGCAGAACCUGGCUGUGAAAUGCCUGGCUCCUCUGGUGAGCAAGGUGAAGGAGUACCAGGUGGAGACGAUGGUGGACACCCUGUGCUCCAACAUGAUGUCAGACAAGGAGCAGCUGAGGGACAUUUCCAGCAUGGGACUGAAGACUGUCAUCGCUGAACUGCCGCCGUCUUCAUCAGGUUUGACCCUGACAACCAGUGUGUGUAAGAAGAUUACAUCCCAGCUGAUUGGUGCCAUGGGGAAACAUGAAGAUGUGUCAGUGCAGCUGGAGGCCCUGGACAUUUUAUCGGAUAUGUUGGGAAGGUUGUGUGGCGCGCUGGUCAGUUUCCACAGCUCUCUGCUCUCCAGCCUGCUGCCUCAGUUAACCAGUCCAAGAAUGGCGGUCAGGAAGCGCUCCAUCUUGGCCCUGGGCCAGCUGGUGCCCUGCUGUAGCCCCGCCCUCUUCUCCCAGCUUACUGAACACCUAUUGGCUGAACUGGCCAAGGGGCCCCCCACCUCAAUGACGAGGACAUACAUCCAGUGUCUGGCAACCAUCAGCCGGCAGGGUGGCCACCGCGUUGGUGAACAUUUAGAGAAGCUGAUUCCAAUGGUGGUGAAGUUCACCAGUGUAGAGGAUGAUGAACUGAGAGAAUACUGCUUCCAAGCCUUUGAAGCCUUCAUACGCAGGUGUCCAAAGGAGAUGUCACCCCAUGUUGCCACGGUAAUACAGCUGUGUCAGAAAUUCAUGACCUUUGACCCUAACUAUAACUAUGAUGAUGAAGAGGAGGAGGAGGAAGAUAGCAUGGACAUAGAGGAUGGGCUGGACCAAGAAUCCGAUGAUGAGUACAGUGAUGAUGAUGACAUGAGCUGGAAGGUGCGGCGCUCCUCCAUUAAAUGCCUGGAGGCGUUGAUCGCCACGCGCCGGGACCUCCUGCUCUCCUUCUACUCCUCCAUCUGCCCUGCCCUUCUCUCCCGCUUCAAGGAGCGAGAGGAGAACGUACGAGCAGACAUCUUUGCGGCAUUCGUGACGCUGCUGAGACAAACGCGGGCUGGUUCGAGUCCCCACCUGAUCACGACGGGUUCAGACCAGGGGGCGAACAGGGAGGAGGAGCCGGCAGUCGCAAUGCUAAAGAAGCAGGUGUCGGUGAUAGUGAAGGCUCUCCACAGACAGCUGAAAGACAAGAGUAUUAAAUCUAGACAGGGCUGCUUCUGUCUCCUCACUGAACUGGCACACACAGUGCCUGGAGCCCUGGAGCAGCACAUACCUGCACUGAUACCUGGCAUUGUCUUCUCCCUGACAGAUAAGGCCUCUUCCUCUACCAUGAGGAUUGAUGCUCUCUCUUUCCUCCAUGUCCUCCUUCUCUCCCACCCUCCCCAAACCUUCCAGCCACACAUGCAGGUGCUUGUGCCCCCAGUGGUGGGCUGUGUGGAUGACAGUUUCUAUAAGAUCACAUCGGAGGCCCUGUUGGUCACCCAGCAGCUGGUCAGGGUGAUGAGGCCGCUAGAACAGAGCGGCCCUGCUGGAGGAUUUGAUGUCAAACCCUUUGUUAAGCAGGUGUUUUCCGGGACCCUGAAGAGGUUGAAAGCCACAGACAUUGACCAGGAGGUGAAAGAGAGAGCCAUUUCCUGUAUGGGUCACAUGGUGUGUCACCUAGGCGACCAUCUGGGGGCGGAGCUCCAGGGCGUGUUGGCGAUCUUCCUGGAGAGGAUGAAGAAUGAGAUCACCAGACUGACAGCAGUCCGAACCAUCACACUCAUUUCAGCCUCUCCCUUAAAGAUUGACUUGUCCUCCAUCCUGCCUGAAGCUCUAUCUGUGCUCGGCUCUUUCUUGAGGAAGAACCAGCGAGCUCUGAAGCUCGGCACCCUGGCCUGUCUGACGGCGCUGGUCACCCAUCACACUGCCGGCAUCAAACCCGCAAUGUUGGAGCCUGUGCUGAAUGAGCUUCCAGCCCUGGUGGAUGAAAGUGACAUGCAUGUAUCGCAGGUAUCCAUCACCUUGCUGACUUGUGUGGCCAAAGCCUGCCCCUCCUCUCUGGCUAAGAUUGGCUCAUCUGUGCUACCAGGAGUGUUGGGACUAGUCCAUUCUCCACUGCUCCAGGGGGGUGCCCUGGUAGCCAUAUUGGACUUCCUCCAGGCGUUGGUGCUUUCCAAAACCAGUAACCUGGGAUACAGUCAGCUGCUGAAGUCUCUGACAGGGCCAUUCCACAGUUCCCAGUCCCAUCCGGACAGUCCUGCCCCUCACAGGCAGUCCUACCACUCUGUGGCCCGAUGUGUGGCUGCUCUGUCUGCUGCCUGCCCCAAAGAAGCACCAGGCAUGGUGACUGGCCUCAUUCAGGAGGUGAAGAAUCCUGGCUCUCCGGAGUCAGCUCGUGUCCUGGCCCUGUUGUGUUUGGGUGAGGUUGGGAGGAGCGGCAGUCUGGGAGGCAGUAAGGAGGUGCAGGGAGUCAUUCUUGAGGCUUUCUCAUCCACCAGCGAAGAGGUGAAGACGGCUGCGUCCUGUGCUUUGGGCAGCAUGGCAGUCGGCAGCCUAACUGACUACCUGCCCUUCCUGCUGAAGGAGAUCUCCUCCCAGCCAAAAAGACAGUACCUGCUACUACACUCCCUCAAAGAAGUCAUCAGUGCCUGUCCAGCCUCUAGUCUCUCACCCCAUGUGGAGUCUAUUUGGGCCUUGCUGUUUCAGAACUGCCAGUGUCAGGAGGAGGGCACCAGGAACCUGGUGGCCGAAUGUCUAGGAAAACUGACCAUAGUCAACCCUGCACAGCUCCUCCCCAGGCUUAAACAACAGCUUAAUGCUGGCUCUCCUCUGGCCCGCAGCACAGUUGUGACAGCAGUGAAGUUCACUAUUGUUGACCAGCCUGCUCCCAUUGACACACUGCUAAAAGACUGCAUAGGUGACUUCCUGAAGACGCUGCAGGACGAGGACAUCAACGUGCGCCGUGUCGCCUUGGUGAUGUUCAACUCGGCAGCCCAUAAUAAGCCAUCCCUGAUCCGUGGUCUCCUAGCAACGGUGCUGCCACGCCUCUAUAAGGAGACGCAGAUCAGAAAGGACCUCAUCAGAGAAGUGGAGAUGGGUCCAUUUAAACACACUGUAGAUGACGGUUUGGAUGUGCGUAAAGCAGCGUUUGAGUGUAUGUACACCCUGCUGGACAGCUGUCUGGACGGGCUGGACAUCCUGCUGUUCCUCGACCAUGUAGAGGAGGGACUGAAAGACCACUAUGACAUCAGGAUGUUGACCUUCCUGAUGCUAGCUAGACUGGCUUCUCUGUGUCCUGGUGCCGUUCUCCAAAGACUGGACAGACUGGUGGAGCCACUUAAAGCUACCUGCACUACCAAGGUGAAAGCUGGUUCUGUGAAGCAGGAGUUUGAGAAACAGGAGGAGCUGCGGCGGUCUGCCAUGCGUGCUGUCGCCGCCCUGCUGGCCGUGCCCGAGGUGGAGAGGAGCCCCAGCAUGGCCGACUUCGCCAACCAGAUCAGAACCAACGCAGACAUGGCGUCCAUCUACCAGAGCGUCCAGGGAGGGGAGGGAGGAGGCUUAGGGCCCGUCGAGAGCAUGGAUACCAGCUAGUGUUGGAUGCUGGAAGACUUGUUUUUUUUUUUUUUUUGCUGUUUUCUAUUGUUUGAAAAUGAGUUCAUAAGGUUAGCCAAAGUGUUUUGACGAAAUACAGUGCAGUUAAAAAUUAUGAUACAAAAAGUGUAUUCUACAGCAGUAACAACA